Molecule: messenger RNA, 5722 nt
Organism: Diceros bicornis minor
Lineage: Eukaryota; Metazoa; Chordata; Mammalia; Perissodactyla; Rhinocerotidae
Gene: PCBP3
Product: poly(rC) binding protein 3
Exons: 16
Coding region: 581-1816 (411 amino acids)
Biological process (GO): regulation of gene expression; regulation of RNA metabolic process
Cellular component (GO): nucleus; cytoplasm
Molecular function (GO): mRNA binding
Source: RefSeq, a predicted model, not a curated record
UGCUAGACCUCACAAUUCCAAAUGUUGGACGCUGCUGUAAACAAGCCUUUUCAGAUGUCUAUAACAAUAAUUCGUGGAGGUCAUAAAUAUGCACCUAUGGAAUAGAUUUUAAAAAGGCAACAAAGAGGAUAAUGUUAUGAAAGUAGGGGCUCCACGACAAAGUCAGUCCUCCUAUAAAGCACCAGUUCCGGUUGUGAUGCUCUGAGUUAUAUAAGUCUGAACAUUUGUGAUCUAUGGAUCUGCUCUGACUCUAAGAGCCUGCUUAUGGGGGAAGAUUAUCCUGGGUCUUGUGUGUCCAUUCAUCAUCUGCACCUAUCUGCGCAGUGGGUGGCUCUUCCCUGCUGGCCUCUCACUGUGUUAAGGAGUGCGCAUGCUGGAGAGCUCCUCCUAGGGGCCCCUGAAAUUCAAGAAGUGCAGACCCACAGAGGAGUGUGUGUGUCUCCAAACGGGAGGUUAUAGGAGGCAGGUGUCCUGCAGGAGCACUGGGUCACAAAGUGACACCAUCUGGGCCCCAUCUGUCCUUCCUCACGGCACCCUUGGCACCUUAAGCCACUACCCCCAGCCGCAUUUUGGGAGAAAGAUGGAGUCCAAGGUCUCAGAAGGUGGCCUGAACGUGACCCUGACAAUCCGCCUGCUGAUGCAUGGAAAGGAAGUUGGAAGCAUCAUCGGGAAGAAAGGAGAAACUGUGAAAAAGAUGCGUGAAGAGAGUGGUGCGAGGAUCAACAUCUCAGAAGGAAACUGCCCAGAAAGAAUCGUGACCAUCACAGGCCCAACGGAUGCCAUCUUCAAGGCCUUUGCCAUGAUUGCCUACAAGUUUGAAGAGGACAUCAUUAACUCCAUGAGCAACAGCCCUGCCACCAGCAAGCCCCCAGUGACACUGAGGUUGGUGGUCCCCGCCAGCCAGUGCGGGUCCCUGAUUGGCAAAGGCGGCUCCAAGAUCAAGGAGAUCAGGGAGGUAACAGAACCUUCCCCAGCCCGAUGGGUGCCAAGCUGCUGGGUAGGUAAGGACUCUCCCUGGGGGAGGCACUGCCACCCUCAGCAGAGUGUCAGCCCCUGUCACUGCAGACCCUGCUGGCAUGGAGUGUACAAGAAGAGAACAAUCCAAAAAGCAAGAGUGGAACAUGGGAAACCCUGCAGCAUGUGCAGACCCCCUCGCAGGCCUCGUGCAGAGUCCACAGGUGCCCAGGUCCAGGUGGCUGGGGACAUGCUGCCCAACUCCACAGAGCGGGCGGUGACCAUCUCAGGGACCCCUGACGCCAUCAUCCAGUGUGUCAAGCAGAUCUGUGUGGUCAUGCUGGAGUCCCCACCGAAAGGUGCCACCAUUCCCUACCGCCCAAAGCCCGCCUCCACCCCUGUCAUUUUUGCAGGUGGUCAGGCCUACACGAUCCAGGGACAGUAUGCCAUCCCCCACCCGGAGCAGUUGACCAAGCUCCACCAGUUGGCCAUGCAGCAAACCCCCUUUCCUCCCCUCGGACAGACCAACCCCGCUUUCCCCGGAGAAAAGCUGCCUUUACACUCCUCCGAAGAAGCUCAAAAUCUGAUGGGCCAGUCGUCAGGUUUGGACGCCAGCCCCCCGGCCAGCACUCACGAGCUCACCAUUCCCAAUGAUCUAAUAGGCUGUAUAAUUGGACGCCAAGGGACCAAAAUCAAUGAAAUUCGACAGAUGUCUGGAGCUCAGAUCAAAAUUGCCAAUGCCACGGAGGGGUCAUCGGAGCGCCAGAUAACCAUCACAGGGACCCCAGCCAACAUCAGCCUUGCCCAGUACCUCAUCAAUGCCAGGCUGACGUCUGAGGUCACUGGGAUGGGCGCACUCUAAUCCUGCCCAGCGUCCUCUACUCCGUGAACACUGACCUCCACCCAGCUCGCACACUCUGUACAGACCGCCUGCCCUUCGUCCAUAUAUAAAUAGAGGUUUUCUUUACUAACAGAAGUAUCUAUGCCCUAGAGAUCUGCACACACCAACAAAGCCCGUUGAUACUCAUAUCUGUAUGUGAGGUCCAGGCUCUGUCCCUGAUUCUGCUCUGUACGUUAAUUUAUGCUCCACUCUGUUGAUGCAUUGGCAUGCAGUGUUACUUAUUUUAAACGCUUUGGGGGCAUUCCCAUCUGUGACAUUCUAGAAACAUUGUUCUUUAGUGUCAGUGUACCUGUUUUAAGAGUUGGUUUGCCAUUUUGACAGCAUUUCCUCAGCGUCUCCUACGCCGUCUAGAACCGUGGUUGCUUUGAGCUGCUCCCCACUCACCUGCCCCACCUGCUGACCUUGUCCCCUCGCAGCCUGUGCUGGUCUUGGCUCACGUGUCCACGUGGGUCUUGUGCAGAGUGCGCCUUUCCCCUUGUGGCCAAGGAAGGAGAAUGGAGAGCGCAGGGUCCUGACCUGAGGCGCAGGGUGAAGUAGGGGUGCUGGGGCCCUGACUUCACAGGGACGUCACGUGCUGAGGAGGCACGCAUGGCCCCCGGGGGGCUUCUGGGGGCCUGGAGAGUGUGGAGUGUCCAGGAAGCGCCUAUACACCAUGUCAGAGUUCAAUAAAUGUCGUGGGCUGCCCCCACAGGCUCUGCCUCCUCUCUGUGCCCUCUCUCACGCACGCAUGCACACUUGCACACACACGCACCUGUGAGACCUGGCCCCGGGCUGGCCUGCUGCCUGAAGAAGCCACUCUUUCUCCCUCCAGCUAAGGUUUCCCCCUCUGCCUCCAGACCCUUUUAAGUGUUUGACUCUCACGAGUCGUUCUAGUUUUACUUUUGCAAAACUGCCUCAAGUGAUAAUAAUGAAAACUCUGUUCUAUCCUGGUGCCAAAGUGCCAGUUUCUAAUUUGCAGAACUGUCCUCUCCCACUGACACCAUGGGCGUGGGAGGCCGGGCAGUGCAUGGUGACCCCAGGGGCUUCCCUGCGUGGAGCGUGUGCACCUCACACCAUUCACGGAACUGUUUCCUUGGCUCACUUUGCAACAGACAGGCUGCUCACCUGUGCUCACCUUUAAGGCGCCCACUGUGCCCCUUCUGGACGCUGAAGCCCUGGGUGGGACACAGGCCCGGGCACGGGCAGCCUCCCUCAGGGCAAGCAACAAAGGACCCUGCCCGGGGCAGAGUGGAGUCUCAAAGGGAGGCAGAGACCCACAGCCUCUCCCAGAACCCAUCAAGCAUCCAGGGCCGGGGAUGGCCUGCCCACAAUGCCCGCCUCUCACCAGGAGUCCCCUUCCUGCCUGCCCUGAGUGGAAGCUGCCCUGCCUCCCAGACUCUGGCCGGGCCUCAGGGGCUCACCCUGUGUGCCCAGGUUGCCUGGACAGAUUCCGCCAGUCCUCCCCACGGUCCCCUGGUCGAGGUUGGGUGGGCAGCAUAGCAAUGCCUGACCACAUCACACACUCAGUGGUUUAGGGCCUCACGGUCCGCUCAUGCACCCACUGGACACAUCAGCCAUGUGGCCACCACCGCUCAGGGCCCAGGAGGCAGCGGGGAUGUGGCGAACACAGGCCUUCCUCUGGGCGCCUCCGUCAGCAGAUGGCCAGUAGACAGGGUGAGUAGGUGCCUUAGAAAGAGAGAGAUGCUGUGGAAAUAAGGUAAGGGCAGCAGUGAGGAGGACAUUGGAAGUGCAGUAUUAAGUGGGUGGCAAGGUGGUCCCUGGAGAAGCUGCGGGCAGAGGCAGACCUAAGGGGAGAUGUUAGCUGUGCUCCACAGUGGAGAAGAACAGCAGGUGGAGGGGUGGCCAGAGCCAGGGCUGGAGCACCGGAGUUGGUGCAGGUAACAAGAGGAGGGCAGGAGGGGGCAGGAGGAUGGGGUGGGGCGGCUGAGUGCUGGAGGCUGCAGGAGCUGACAGAAGGUGGGGCUCAGGUGGAGCGUCGGGUUCUGAAAGCCUGUUGAAGAAAGGACUUGCAGGAUUCCCGACAGACGGGAUGUGGGCUUUGAAAGAAAGAGGGUCCAGGGGGAGGGACACGAAGGCUCUCGGUCUGAGCUCUGGAAAGACGACUUGCCCUCUGUGAGGGUGGGGAAGACGGGAGCUCAGGUUGGGACUGGUGGGGUUGAGAUACGCUGGCCUCACUGUGGAGGUGUGGGCUCUGAGGUCUGCGAUUUGAGAGCAGUCUGAGUGGGAGACCUAGAAGCAGCAGCCCAGCAGCCAUUUGGGGUGCACUGAGGGAGCUCCACACAGGGAGUCAGGAAAGAGGGUUCUGCACCUGUGCUGACCGCCUCGGGGCCCGGCGUGAGGCCUGGACAGGAUGCUGUGUGUUGGGCAUGUCACUUGCCCCAGGUGAUGCCUGGCACCCUGAGCAGCUGGGCCCCCAGGGAGCGGCCACAAACCACAGGGAGGAGCUGUGGGUCGGGGCAGGCUCACACUUGAGUGUUGAGAAAUCACACGGCUAUGAACACUCGUAUACAAGCCUGUAUGGAUGCAUGCUUUCAUUUUCCUGGGUAAAUACCUAGGGCUGAAAUGACUGGAUCAUGUGAUAGGUAUAUGUUUAACUUUUUAAGAAACUUCUAAACUUUUCUAAAGUGGUUGUACCAUUUUACAUUCUCUCCACAGUGCAUGGGAGUUGCAGUUACUCCACAUCCUCAGCAACAUUUGGUACGCCCAGUCUUUUUAACUGUAGCCAUCCUAGUGGAUGUGAAAUGGUAUCUCAUUGUGGUUUUAAUUGGCAUUUCCCUUAUCACUAAUGAUGUUGAGCAUCUUUUCAUGGGCUUAUUUGCCAUCUGUACCCUCUUUGCUGAAGUGUUUGUUCAAAUCUUUUGCCCAUUUUUUAAUUUGGUUUUCUUAUUAUUGAGUUUUGAGAGUUCUUUAUAUAUUCAGGAUGUGAGACUUUUAUCAGAUAUUUGCCUUGCAAAUAUUUUCUUCCAGUCUGUGGCUUGUCUUUUCAUUCUCUCAAUGAUGUCUUUUGAAGAGCAGAAGUUUAUAAGUUUGAUGAAGUCCGUAUUAUCAAUUUGUUCUUUUAUGGAUUGUGCUUUUAGUGUCAUAUCUAAGAAAUCUUUGACUAACUCAAGAUCACACAGAUUGUCUCGUAUGUUUUCUUCUAGAAGUUUUGUGAUUUUAUUCCCCUACUAAAUUGCCUUUGCACCUUUAUCAAAAAUCAGUUCUCCAUAUUUAUGCAGGUUUAUUUCUGGUAUCUAUUCUGUUCUGUUGAUCUAUUUGUCUAUCUUUAUGCCAACAGCACAGAGUCUUGAUUACCAUAGCCUUAUAAUAAGUCUUCAGAUCAGGUAGUGUUAGUCCUCCAAUGUUGUUCUUCUUUUCCAAAGUUGUUUUGACUAUUCUAGGUCGUUUUUGUAUUUCCGUGUGAAUUUUAGAAUCAGCUGGUAAUUUUCAACAACAACAAAAAUGCUGGGGUUUUGAUUGGGAUGGUGUGGAACCUACUGAUUAAUUUCAUGAUAAUUGACAGCUUAACGAUAUGGAGUCAUUUGACCCAUGGACAAGGUAUAUCUCUCCAUUUAUUUAUGUCUUAUUUAAUUUCUUUCAGCAGUGUUUUGUAGUUCUCAGUGAACAGGUUUGCAGAUCUUUUGUCAGCCUUAUCCUGAAGUAUUUCGUAUGUGCUAUACUGUUUUAAACUGCUUUAACUUUACAAUUGUUCAUUGCUAAUAUAUAGAAAUACAAUUGAUUUGUGUCUAUUUAUCUUGUAUCUGACAACCUGUGCAACUCAGUAUAAUUGUGGAUUUGUCUGUUUCUCCUUGCAGUUCUAUCCAUUUUAGAUUUGUUUUGAAACUCUAUUGUAAGAUGCAUAAAUGUUUAGUAUUUUUAUGUCCUCCA